Messenger RNA from Olea europaea var. sylvestris, 1382 nucleotides. Its product is annotated as protein kinase PINOID-like. Gene Ontology annotation, biological process: protein phosphorylation. The record is from RefSeq and is a predicted model, not a curated record. The coding region runs from base 82 to 1086 and encodes 334 amino acids. Gene Ontology annotation, molecular function: protein serine/threonine kinase activity; ATP binding. Gene Ontology annotation, cellular component: plasma membrane; nucleus; cytoplasm. The transcript is spliced from 2 exons. Lineage: Eukaryota; Viridiplantae; Streptophyta; Magnoliopsida; Lamiales; Oleaceae.
GAGCAGAUCGGCAGCGGAGAUAUCGGAAGAGUCUACCUCUGCCGCCUCCGCGAUGCGGCCGAGGAAGACCGUCUUUACGCCAUGAAAGUAGUGGACAAUGAGGUGUUGGCAUUAAAGAAGAAAACACAGAGAGCGGAGAUUGAAAGAAAAAUCUUAAGACUUUUGGAUCAUCCAUUUUUGCCUACACUUUACGCUGAAUUUGAAUCCUCUCGUUUCUCUUGUGUGGUUAUGGAGUAUUGUUCUGGAGGUGAUUUGCAUUCUUUAAGACAUAAACAGCCUCACAAACGCUUCUCUCUCAACUCAGCCAGGUUUUAUGCGGCGGAGGUUUUGGUGGCGCUGGAGUACCUGCACCUGUUGGGUAUAGUCUACAGAGACUUGAAGCCGGAAAAUGUGUUGGUUAAAUCCGACGGUCACAUAAUGCUCACUGACUUUGAUCUCUCCCUUUGCUCUGAUGCAAUCCCAGCCGUUGAAUCUCCUGACUUUUCAUCUGACCCCUUAUCGUCACUAAAAGCAGAUUACAGCUCCCGAAAAUUGUCACCAUUCUCCUGCAUCUCCAACCGGUUGUUCCGGUCAAAGAAGAUUCAGACACUGUCCGGCGACCGGCUUUUCGUGGCGGAGCCGGUCAGCGCCCGGUCGUGUUCCUUCGUUGGGACUCAUGAGUACGUGGCGCCUGAAGUGGCCUCCGGUAGGUCCCAUGGUAACUCAGUGGACUGGUGGGCCCUCGGGAUCUUUAUGUAUGAAAUGAUUUAUGGAAGGACUCCAUUUUCGGGUGCAUCCAAUGAGACUACGCUGCGUAACAUCAUAAAAUCGCCCUUAAUAUUCCCCGCCAGCAGCCCUUCCGGUUUGUCCGAAAUGCACGCCCGGAACUUAAUUUGCAGGCUGCUCAACAAGGACCCUAGCAAGCGACUCGGGUCGAAGCGAGGAGCCGCAGAUAUAAAGUCCCACCCAUUUUUCAAAGGCUUGAAUUUCGCGUUGAUUCGAUCCGUUACGCCACCGACUGUACCCGGAAUACGAAGAUCCAAAACGUCGCCGUCUCAUGAUAAGAAGGUACUGUUGCAGCAAACGACACCGUUUAAUAUCUUCUGAACGUGCUUUGUCGGCUGCCACGUGGCAGAUUUUGGUUAGGAGGAUGAUUCUAAGAUUAGUAUUUAAAUUUUAAAAAAAUAUAUUGAAGUAUGUUUAGGAGAAAAAAAAAGAAGAGUACAUAUUUUGACAUAAAUUGGAGUCUCUCAUUAUCGUAUUUUAAAAUGCAAUUAUUAUACAUAUAAUUAAGUAGCCGAAUAUUAACUACAUAUGCAUGUAUAUAAAACGGUCCAAAGUCUAUUGUGUAGGAUGAAUAUAUUAUUAAAUUUUCCAUUAAUGUGCAGUCAAAUCUUUAUCAA